Trichophyton rubrum CBS 118892 is the source of this 369-nucleotide messenger RNA. RefSeq lists its product as uncharacterized. The transcript has 4 exons. The coding region runs from base 1 to 369 and encodes 122 amino acids. Gene Ontology annotation, biological process: mitochondrial electron transport, ubiquinol to cytochrome c. The record is from RefSeq and is a predicted model, not a curated record. Lineage: Eukaryota; Fungi; Ascomycota; Eurotiomycetes; Onygenales; Arthrodermataceae.
AUGGCUUUGACGUCGAUGAUUACCCGGGUCUUCGAGAAACCCUGGGUCACCAAGGCGAUGACGCCGAUUGCCAACUGGUACUGCAAUGCCGCAGGAUACAGGAAGUUGGGCCUAAGAUAUGAUGAUUUGAUUCCAGAGGACAAUGACACUGUUCAGUUGGCGUUGAAGAGACUUCCUCCCAAGGAAGCCUAUGACCGCAUGUACCGCAUCCGCCGAGCCGUCCAGUGCUCUGUGGAACACCAGCUUCUGCCGGAGAAGGACCAUACCAAGCCAGAAGAUGAUAUCCGAUACCUCUCCCCCAUUAUCGAGGCCAUCAAGCGUGAGAACGCCGAGCGUGUCGAACUCGACUCCCUCAUCAUCAAGCGAUAA